This is a messenger RNA of Diachasma alloeum, 456 nucleotides long. Its product is annotated as putative nuclease HARBI1. NCBI's taxonomy places the organism in Eukaryota, Metazoa, Arthropoda, Insecta, Hymenoptera, Braconidae. The transcript is spliced from 3 exons. The record is from RefSeq and is a predicted model, not a curated record. The coding region runs from base 1 to 456 and encodes 151 amino acids.
AUGCAAGCUUUUAAUGCAGAGCACCGUAGGCCAUAUUUUCUACUGAGAGAUGCAGGAUAUCCAUUUUCACCUUACAUUCUUACACCCAUAGUUGAUGCAGCCGAAGGCACCCCAGAAUAUCGGUACACUCGUCGACAUACACACACACGUUGUGCUAUUGAGAGGGUAUUUGGAAUGUUGAAGGGAAGGUUCAGGUGCCUACAUAAGGAUCGAGUUUUACUCUAUGAACCAGAGAAGGUAGUAAACUUCUUCAAAAGUUAUGCAAUUUUGCACAACAUAAUGAUAGACAAUGGAUUACAAUUAGAUGACGAGGAUUUUUAUGAAUCAGAAGAUGAUGACGAGGAACAGCCUGGAGAUGAUGAAGUGCAUGGCCCAGCUGCAAGAAGAGCACGAAAUCAAGAUUUACAGAGGGGACGUCAACUCAGACAGCAAAUAAUGAACGAUUUUUUCAUGUGA